Messenger RNA from Saccostrea cuccullata (small rock oyster), 1839 nucleotides. RefSeq lists its product as uncharacterized. The transcript has a single exon. The record is from RefSeq and is a predicted model, not a curated record. Bases 1 to 1659 code for a protein of 552 amino acids. Gene Ontology annotation, molecular function: ubiquitin protein ligase activity; zinc ion binding. Lineage: Eukaryota; Metazoa; Mollusca; Bivalvia; Ostreida; Ostreidae.
AUGGAUUCGUCGUCCACCUGGGCACAAGAUGUGAUCACGUGUGACCUUUGUGACAACCCCACCCAGCAAUUCUGUAACAGCUGCCAAGUCAGAUUAUGUGGGAACUGUAUAAAUAAACAUGUAGAAACCCUGAAGUCUCAAACACACGAUAUUGUUCCUUUCACGGACAGGGAGGAGCGGCUGGUAUUCCCCUCCUGUCCUUCACAUCCAAGACAAAGAUGUGAGGGGCACUGCCAACAGUGUGGUGUCCUUGUCUGCUUCAAAUGUCUCACAGGUCCCCACCAUGGCCACACUGUCAUGGACAUGACAGAUAUUGUGAAACAUAUUAAAGACGAAAUUAUGCAAGAAAUACGUGAAACUGAGAGUUAUAUUUCAAGAUUUACCUUGGGUCAAGCAAAAAUGGAUCAAAAGAUAUCCAAACUGAUAGAAAAUUUUGAAAAUUUAGAAAGAGAGGGAGAGAAACUCAGUAAAAUAUGGCAUGAAGAAGUUGACGACAUUUUCAACACUCUAAAAUCAACCGUUAAGACAAUGAAAGAUAAAAGACUCAAGGUUCUUAAAUCUCAUGAGUCCUUCCUACAGAAUUUAAGACAAAAAUUAGCACUUAUCAUGAAAGAAAACAAGGAAAUCUUGAAGUCUAACAAAGUAACUGAUGUCACAAGCCACAAAUCAAAACUGAAGGACUUUAGAAGCAUUCCUUCAGAUAUUGAUGUAUCGAUGCCUGGCUUAAAUAGCAACAUAGUCAAGGGAAGAGAACUCAGCAUACAGUUAGAAGAAUACAAAGCUACACUGCAACAGGUAUCCAUAUCGAAUCUGACAGACGAAGUCUCUGUUUUAUCUGUAAGAAAAUUAAUGGAAAAAGCUAAAGUAGUUGCUAACAUUCCCUGUGGCAAAAAAACUAUACGUUCAUUAAUCUGUGUUGGAACGAAUGAAGCUUGGGUAAAUAAUGAAGAUAAAAACCUAAGAUAUAUUGACAUAUAUGGGUUUGUAGAGGAUAAGGUCGCCAUUAAAUGUGAAACUUUUCCAAGUGAUAUUUCAGUUAAUAAACGGGGAGAACUGAUAUUCAGUGAUGUGAACACUAGAACAGUAAACAUUGUUAGGCAUGAGGGAAUAGAUACACUGAUUAUUCUACCUAAGGGAUGGCAUCCGUGGGGACUGUGUUGUACCAGAUCAGGAGAGAUACUAGUCAGUAUGUGUACUCGAGAUCAAAGUCACUACAAAAUUGUCCGCUUUCAGGGACAGACGGCAGCACAAGAAUGUGAUAGGGAUGAAGAUGGCAAGCAAAUUUUUAAAGGUGGGGAAAAGGGAGUUAAUGUGGCAGAGAAUAAUAAUGGAGACAUUUGCGCAGCUGAUAUGGACGCCAAGACAGUGAUAGUGGUGGACAAGACAGGAAGAGUCCGAUUCCGUUAUAAUGGUACACCAGCCAGGAGGAGUAAUCCAUUUCAACCGAUACACAUUGUUACAGACUCACUUAGUCAGAUCAUUAUUAAUGAUAUUAAUAAUAACUGUCUUCAUAUCUUAGAUCAGAAUGGACAGUUUUUAAAGUGUGUUGACAACUGUAGUCUUGUAAGUCCUCAUGGACUGAGUGUGGAUGACGAGGAAAGGUUAUGGGUAGGAUCGUAUUAUACAGGUGAUGUAAAAGUCAUCAAGUACAUGGAAUAAAACACAUUAAAUAUAUCGGAUGUUAUGAACUCAGAGAGUUGUACAGUCAUGUAUAUUCAAAUUUUUUUUAACUUUCUAAACUUUUCUAUCGAGGAGUAGAUUAUUGAGUUUCUGUUCAUUUUUUAUAGACAUACAUAAAAAUUUAAAGAAAUAGAAUACUGGUUAGAAUCUGAAAUAAAC